Molecule: messenger RNA, 2686 nt
Organism: Drosophila subpulchrella
Lineage: Eukaryota; Metazoa; Arthropoda; Insecta; Diptera; Drosophilidae
Gene: Sox14
Product: putative transcription factor SOX-14
Exons: 3
Coding region: 704-2686 (660 amino acids)
Biological process (GO): anatomical structure morphogenesis; positive regulation of transcription by RNA polymerase II; cell differentiation
Molecular function (GO): RNA polymerase II cis-regulatory region sequence-specific DNA binding; DNA-binding transcription factor activity, RNA polymerase II-specific
Source: RefSeq, a predicted model, not a curated record
CAGCUGUGAGCGAUCGACGUUGGUCGGGAACCAAACACACACACACACCGCAACAGAUACCCCAACAGAGACACACGCAAGCGUAUAUACAGAUAUAUAUGCAUAAUUACAUACAUCGCAGUACAUGGGGGCUGCAUAAGAAACAAGUACAACAAAAUCACAAAUAUAUUUUCAGUGCAUUUAUAAAUUAAUAAAAUUUAACCAGUGCGAGUGUGAGAGUGAGAGACACGCACACCAGUAGACAAGCUCAUUACACGGACGCAGCGAACGUGAGUCUUGGAAUAUUGCAAACAAAAAACCAAAAGCAAAAAAAAAAAUAAAUAAAUAACGAGGAACCAGUUUCACCUUGAGGAGCAAUACCUAGUGCACACUCACACACGUGCACCGCAUAUGUGCAUCAGUGUGUGCCAAAUGAAACAGCCCGAUCUGACUGCGACUACAGUGCAUAUAUAGUACAUGUGUGGUACAUAGCACAUAAAUACAAAUACAUAUAUAAUUGGUGAUAAAGCCCUGGAGAAACCGAACCCUCCGCCUUAUCGGUAACCCCACUGCCUCUGUUUCUGCGACUAUGUUUAAGCGGGGAUCGGAAUCGGAAGAACUGCCCUGGGACACAGAUACCGAUAUCAUCGACACCGAUAUUGAGAUCGAAAUUGAGAUGCAGAUGCAUAUGCACAGGCCAGUCCAAACCCAAACGCACUGAAAGAUGAUAGCUAAGCCCAAUCAGGCCACCACCGAACCACCAUUGAGUUUUUGCCCCGGAACAGUGCCAACGGUUCCAGCAACCACCCCAGCGAAUCCAGCGAGUAUCCAGCCAAGGAAUCCAGCCCCAAAACCGGAGACACCCCGCACUCCGCCUGCGUCAACCCCCGAAACAGAAAACACACAAAGCCAGCCAGCUAUUACUCAUCCAGCGGCUGUGGCUUCGCCUUCCGCGCCUGUUGCUGCAGCUGCACCGAGAACCCCGAAGGCCCCGAACCCCCACACCCUCAACUCCCACCUCGUAACCCCCACAGUCACAGUCACACUCACACCCAAACCCAAAGCCCAAUCCCAAUCCCAAUACCAACACCAACACCAAUCCAAUAUGGACAUGGACGGCGAAAGAUCUCCGAGCCACCGCGGCCAUGAAAUGACACUGAACAUGAACGGCAUCGAUUCCAGCCUGGUGUUCGGAUCUGCACGGGUUCCUGUCAACUCCAGCACCCCGUAUUCGGAUGCAACUCGAACCAAGAAACAUUCUCCCGGCCAUAUUAAGCGACCUAUGAAUGCCUUCAUGGUGUGGAGCCAGAUGGAACGGCGGAAGAUCUGCGAGCGGACGCCGGACCUUCACAACGCCGAGAUCUCCAAGGAGCUGGGCCGCCGAUGGCAGCGCCUCAGCAAGGACGACAAGCAGCCGUACAUCAUCGAGGCCGAGAAGCUCCGGAAGCUGCACAUGAUCGAGUAUCCCAACUACAAGUACAGGCCCCAGAAGAAGCAGACGCGAUCCCCGGGAUCGCUGAAGCAGAAUCAGGACGCAGACAGCUGCGAAGCUAAAAAUGACACGCCCAACACCACACUGUCCACUCUUGCAAUUAAUGGAACCACCACUGCCGGUCGAAAAAGCAAAAGAUCUACCUCUACAUGUCAAACAGGUUCCGUUUCGAAACGAUUAAGGAACGACUCGGGUGAUACCCCCAGGGCCAAGUACGAGGUCAAGGGGGAGUCUGCAGAGCAGCACGACACCGUGGAUAUUAUACUACCCUCAGCCGAUAAUCUAUUAAGCUACCAAUCAUCUGAAUAUUUACCUCUAAGCACGAAUAGCAAUGCCGAUUGCGACGAAAAGCUACACUCAGACCUGAGCUCGGGUCCGCUGGAGUCGCGGGAUAAUCUGUCGGACGUGGUCCAAAGAUUCCUUCCACAGUUCUUCUUCCCCAGCAACGAGGACUCGCAGCUGGAGGUCAACUCCUCGUCGCAGAGCCACCACAACCAGUCGGAUCCCACCGCAGGAUUGAUAGACAGCAUCUCCGACAUCAGCCCCAUCAACCGCGAGGACAUGUCCAUGGAGGUGAUGCGGUAUCUGCCCUACCUGGAGGCGAAUCCCUCCAACGAUGGGCACACCCUCAAGGUGGAGUCCAGCCUGCUGGAUGGCUCCCUCAGCGAGCCCGUGUUCGACUCCGAGGACAACAUUGUGAACGAUGCCAACUUGCACUCGGCCAGCCAUCAAAUACCUCCAUAUGUGCCUGACAACCACGACUGCUUUGCGGAUGACUGCGGCGGGGACAACUCCUCGCACCAGGUGGAGUUCGAGGUGGUGCGGCCCCAGACGGUGACCAUGACCAUGACCUGCACCCUGCCCUACGGCGGACCGGAUGGUGGGCACACAUUCCAGAACGACGACUUCAACCCGAUCCCGUCGGCCGCCGAGGACAGCGACUGCAGCAUACUGACCACCUCCAACUCGCCGCAGAUCGGCUUCAACGGGAGCAGCUUCGUGGAGGCGGACGCCAUCGAGAGCACUUGUACAUACACCCAACAAGACUACACCGGAAAUGUAAUUGAAACACACAAUGAUCUCAACUACGCCGCACAGGAUAACAACGGAGCUCUGCUAGCCUACACAUUUGAGGACCUGCCUCCUCAGCCAACCGGUAGUCAUUUAGAAUUUAACACUAACAAGUACGAGUUUGCAAGUUAUUAUAAAAUGUGA